This is a messenger RNA of Drepanopeziza brunnea f. sp. 'multigermtubi' MB_m1, 1164 nucleotides long. NCBI's taxonomy places the organism in Eukaryota, Fungi, Ascomycota, Leotiomycetes, Helotiales, Drepanopezizaceae. The record is from RefSeq and is a predicted model, not a curated record.
AUGGCGUACGACUUGAGCGUUGCGAAGGCAAGAGAUCCGUUGAUUACGAUUGCGGUGUUCAUCGUUAUUGCGAUCGUAACAUGUCUCGUCAGGCUACAAUCGAGGAAGAUGAGGAGUGUGUCUUUGGGGCUGGAUGAUUAUUUGAUGCUGGGAGCAUUGUUCUGCCUAUUUAUUAGCAUCGGCAUUCAAAUUGCUUGUGUUAUCGCUGGCGGUGUUGGUCGACACAUAGCAGAGGUCGACCAUUUAGACGUUGUAAAGACUUUGAAGGCAAGCUACGCUCCCCCCUCUCCUCCCCGAAUCGCACCACUAACUCCUCAAAAGCUCAUACUUCCCUUCGGAGCUUUAUACGGUGUCACGCUAUGUCUCAUAAAAUGCUCCAUCAUAUCCUUUUAUAGCCGAAUAUUCGGCGCAAGCAAGUCUUUUCGCAUCUCAGCGCUCGUGGCCGUUGGGAUCCUCAUCGCGUGGGCGCUAAGCGUCAUCCUUGAAACCUUUCUUCUCUGCAGACCACUCUCUUUCAACUGGGACCAGACGCUUGCGAAUGGGGUUUGCGGUGAUCGAAACGCCGUCUAUGUUACUGCAGGAGCGGUGAAUGUCGUUACGGACUUCAUGGUCAUGGCCCUCCCAGUCCCUCACAUCCUAACUCUACAACUACACUGGCGCCGUAAAGCCGAGUUAAUCCUCAUGUUCUCCCUCGGAAUCUUCAUCACAAUCAUCUCUGUAAUCCGCAUAAAGUCCCUUCAAGUCAUCUCCUUCGCGGACCCGACCUACACCCUCCCCAUGGGCCUCCUCUGGACAACCCUGGAGCCCUGCCUCUGCAUCAUCAACGCCAACAUGCCCAUGGUGCGUACCUACGUAGUCGCCGUCGCCCCCAAGAUGCUCGGGUCCACCGCCGACCAAACGACGCGGAUACAGACCCCGACAAUUGGCGGCAGCAACGUCGGGCUGAUAGGCGGAAGCGGGCGGCCGAGCCCGUCCGAGCGCAUUGGCGAUGAUCGGCUCGGCUAUGUCGACUCAGAGAUGGGUGUCAAGAUGGGAAAUGUUGGGACGGAGAGUCAGGUUCAGGGGAGCAGGGGGUGGAAGGUGGAGGAGAAUGAAAGUGAGAGUCAUCUUACGAAGGGUGAUCGAAUUAUGGUAGAGAAGAGUGUGCAUGUCGAAUCCACGUAG